Messenger RNA from Panicum hallii, 898 nucleotides. Its product is annotated as mediator of RNA polymerase II transcription subunit 9-like. The transcript is spliced from 5 exons. Bases 103 to 630 code for a protein of 175 amino acids. NCBI's taxonomy places the organism in Eukaryota, Viridiplantae, Streptophyta, Magnoliopsida, Poales, Poaceae. Gene Ontology annotation, cellular component: mediator complex. The record is from RefSeq and is a predicted model, not a curated record.
AAGUUCUGAACCCCAAGUCCUGCCCUUUUUUUCUUGACCACAUCGAGUUCCUACUUGGGGUCGCCGUGCCGCCGCCGCCGCGGCAGGAGGGGCGAGAGGGAGAUGGAUCACCACCACCCGCAGCAGCCGCAGCAGUACGGCGACCCUUACCGCGGGCUGGUGCCGUCCCCGCAGCCCGACCACCACCUCCACGCUCUUCAGUACCACCACCAGCCGCAGCCGGCGCUGAUGUCUCCACCGCAGCCGCAGCCGCAGCCAGGGCUGAUGUCUCCACCGCAGCAGCAGCCACAGCCGGGGCUGAUGUCUCCGCCACAGCCGCAGCAGCAUCACCAUGCCUCGCUCGCCUCCCACUUCCACCUCCUCCAUUUGGUCACAAGAUUAGCUGAUACUAUUGGUACUGGAACAAGGGAUCAAAAUUUUGAUGCACUGGUGGAAGAGUUGACCAGCCAAUUUGCCAGGUGCCAACAAUUGUUGAACUCCAUAUCAGGAACAAUAAGUUCGAAGUCUACUACGGUUGAGGGACAAAGGCAGAGUUUGGAUGAAACCCGGCAGCUGCUUGACCAAAGAAAGGAGUUGAUUACAAAGUACAGAAGCUCAGUCGAAGACCUCCUCAAGGGCGAUACAAGAUGAAAUGAAUACCAUCAUAAUGCUUUAAUAUUUGGUAGUUACUGUCACCAUUAGUUGAAAUCCCUUUGUAUUUGAAUUUUCUGGUAUGGGCUAACCGAACUGGAAGAUGGUCCGGAGUAGGGGCCUCGCAUUGUAAUGUUGGAAUUGAACCGCUGCACUCAUAAAGUCAGAAUGUCGAAGUGCAGUGUAUACUGGAAUACUUACAUGACCCGAUCGAGUAAUUAAUUAUCAUGGGAUGAGCUGGUGGACCACCCCGGCGUGCUUCUGACUA